Colletotrichum higginsianum IMI 349063 is the source of this 321-nucleotide messenger RNA. Its product is annotated as Stress responsive A/B barrel domain-containing protein. The transcript is spliced from 3 exons. NCBI's taxonomy places the organism in Eukaryota, Fungi, Ascomycota, Sordariomycetes, Glomerellales, Glomerellaceae. Bases 1 to 321 code for a protein of 106 amino acids. The record is from RefSeq and is a predicted model, not a curated record.
AUGGCCAUCACCAGGAUUGGGCUCAUCGCCUUAGCCGACGACGUCAAGCAAGACGAGGCCGUCGCACGGUUCAGCAACUUUGCUAACGAGUGCAAAAAGGAAGACGGCCAGACGUACAUCGUCGCGUCCAAAGCGAGCAAGUGCAAGGUCCUGACCGACGUGCCAGGCUCACAGUCGUGGAGCGUGGUUUACGAGAUUACUUUUGCGAGCGAGGCAGAUAUGGAGUACUACCAGACCAAGGACGCCGUUUACAAGGAGCUGAUGAAGCAGGCCGCCGAGGGGAAGGCGACUGGCUUCAUUGCUGUAUCGGCGGAGUUUUAA